AUGGCACACGCAGAGAGGAACGGAUUGGCAGGCUUGAGGCUUGAGACGUCGUUUCAUCAACGGGCAGAGUGGCAGGAUGGCGAAGCAGGGAGGAGAGUGACCGCGGGUGGUGAUGGUAUCGAAGGCGACCGUACCAACAUUUCUCAUGACUGCAGCGCGCAUCGCCGCGAUACUGAUGAAGCCCGCAGUGUGUUAAACCGUCUACACUCAGCAACCUCGCCCAUCUCGGUCCCCCGCCCUGACGAGCGUCUUUCCGAUGACGACGAUUUCCCACACAAGCCGGAUGAUGUGCAAGGAUCACCUCUCGACAGCUACAUUCAAACUCAUCGCCCCUCCAUCACUUUCAACCCCAAGGUUUCCCUGGAUAUCGGCCCCCAGCGAGCCCUAGAGGAACCUCUGGCCAAAGAAGAUACAGCGAAUCGCAACUCCCAAAAAUUCCAGCCCCGAGGAUCCAGUCUUCGAAACGCUCUUUCGCCGGAUGACGACUCCGUUCCCGAGCAGCAAGUUGAGGCUUGGAGAUCGAGCCCCAAACGGUCCCAGCAGAAUCAAGGUUUUCCGACGGGAAACUCCCAAGCACGUCUCAUACCAAAAGAUGAGUCAGUCGUGGGCGCCGAACUCGUUCAUCCAACUUCUUUGACGUCGCUUUCCACGGUCUCUCCAGUCACGGAUGAAGUACGCACCCCGCCCGAAGAGGCAAGGGACGUGAUGAUGUCGCCAUUCUGUCUGACUUCGCCAACCCAAAAUUUUGCGUCGCCCGAGGACCGCAGUUCAUGGUCCGGGAGUGUAGUAACGCCCUUCGGAAGCAAAUCCCGAGGUUCCUAUGUGGAUCGCAGCAGCAGUCUCCGAAAUUCCACACGGCAAAGCUCACGGCGAUCGACCGCCUCCAGUGGUAAAUCACCAGCCAGUACGUUCCUCUCCAUGUGGACGGCUCGCGGUGAAGAGCCAGCAUCUCAACCAGAUGACGAAGGUCAGAUGAUUGGAAGCGACUAUGUCCUUGGGAAACAGAUCGGCUUUGGAGGGUUCAGUACUGUCAAAGAAGCCUUCAAGGUCGAGGAGCACGGCGCAACGAAACGGCUAGCAGUCAAGAUCGUGAGAAAGAAUAUCAGUGGCCGGAGUGAGCAAGAGAACGACGAAGUGCAGGCUGAGUUCGACCAUGAGGUUCGGGUUUGGCGCUAUCUCAAUCACCCCCACGUCCUGACCCUCGACGCCGUAUACGAGACAGAUUACGCCACUUUCUGUUUCACGAAACUCGCCAUCGGCGGCACUCUAUUUGAUCUGGUUCGCCAAAAUCGAGGUGGUCUUGAUUCCAAACUGGCAAAAAAGUACUCCUACCAGUUAGCUAGCGCCAUCCGUUAUCUCCACGAAGACGCCCGCGUCGUGCACCGUGACAUCAAGCUGGAGAACUGUCUCCUCGAUCCCGUUGAAGACGAGAAUGGAACAAUUUCUUCAACACUCGUGCUCUGCGAUUUUGGCAUGGCGGAAUGGAUGACCAUCGAUAAUGGGGGUGACUGCCCCGAUCCGUACGACGAUGUCGCCGACCGUCCUCCCCCCAAGCAUAUCGGCCCCGCCGGGUCCAGUACCAGCGUUGCAGGGAGUCUGGAAUAUGCGUCACCGGAGCUACUCCUCUCAACCAACGGCGUGAUCCAUCCUUCCGUCGACAUUUGGGCCUUUGGCGUCAUCGUCUUCACUGUCAUUGUUGGCUCGCGGCCCUUCCAGGACCCGUUCGCGCCUCGCAUUCAAUCCAACAUCCUGAGCGGCACCUGGAACCACGACGCUGUACUCGGCGAAAUCAGCGAUGAGUUCACUCGCACAGAUCAUGCCGAUGCACUCGAGCUUAUCAAGGGCUGUCUGCACAUGGAAGCUGACAAACGGUGGACUAUCCGUGACGUUCUCAAAUGCUCUUGGCUGCGAGAAAUCGCCGAAGGUGCCGAGACCCCGGCGGAUUCAGUUUGGAAGCUCUGA
Molecule: messenger RNA, 1962 nt
Organism: Penicillium lagena
Lineage: Eukaryota; Fungi; Ascomycota; Eurotiomycetes; Eurotiales; Aspergillaceae
Product: serine/threonine-protein kinase
Exons: 1
Coding region: 1-1962 (653 amino acids)
Biological process (GO): intracellular signal transduction; protein phosphorylation; microtubule cytoskeleton organization
Cellular component (GO): cytoplasm
Molecular function (GO): tau-protein kinase activity; protein serine/threonine kinase activity; ATP binding
Source: RefSeq, a predicted model, not a curated record